Molecule: messenger RNA, 963 nt
Organism: Euleptes europaea (tarantolino)
Lineage: Eukaryota; Metazoa; Chordata; Lepidosauria; Squamata; Sphaerodactylidae
Product: olfactory receptor 52M1-like
Exons: 2
Coding region: 1-963 (320 amino acids)
Biological process (GO): G protein-coupled receptor signaling pathway
Cellular component (GO): membrane
Molecular function (GO): olfactory receptor activity; G protein-coupled receptor activity
Source: RefSeq, a predicted model, not a curated record
AUGUUGUAUCCCUCUUUACCAAGGUUCCACCCCUCCACCUUCUUCCUCACCGGCAUCCCACAGCUGGAGGCAGCCCACAUCUGGUUCUCCAUCCCCUUCUGCUUCCUGUACGUCAUUGCUGUUGUGGGGAAUGGCACCAUCCUCUUCAUCGUCAAGACCGAGGCCAGCCUCCACGAGCCCAUGUACCUCUUUCUCUCCAUGCUGGCCGUCAUCGACUUGGUCCUCUCCUCCUCCACCAUGCCCAAUUUGCUCAGCAUCUUCUGGCUGGGCAGCAGAGAGAUCGGCUUCCACAUGUGCCUGCUGCAGAUGUUCAUCAUCCACUCCUUUGCCACCAUUGAAUCGGGGAUCUUUCUCGCCAUGGCUUUCGACCGAUACAUUGCCAUUUGUGCCCCUCUGAGACACAAGACUAUCUUGACGCAUCCCAUCGUUGCCAAGAUUGGGCUGGCGGCCACCCUGCGGGGCUUCCUCUAUAUCUGUCCGCUGCCCCUGCUUGCCAGGCAGUACACGGACUUCCACACCAACGUCAUUGUGCAUUCCUAUUGUGAGCACAUGGCUGUGGUGAUGCUUUCCUGUGAGGACAUUUCCAGCAGUAACCUGUAUGGAAUGAUAAUUGGUUUCUUGGUGCUCAUCAUUGACUCUCUCUGCAUUGGAUUGUCCUAUUUUCUCAUCUUCCAGGCAGUGAUGAACUUGGCUACCGUGGAGGCCCGUCGUAAGGCCUUCAGCACAUGCUCCUCACACAUCUGUGCCAUCUUGGCCUUCUACAUCCCUAUUGCAGUUUCCUCCCUGACUCAUCGGUUUGGCCACAACGUGCCGCCCCCAGCUCAUAUCCUCCUGGCCAACUUCUACCUCAUCAUUCCGCCUGUCUUGAACCCCAUAGUCUACGCAGUCCAGACCAAAGAGAUCCGAAGGAGGCUGGCGAAGAUGUGGUCCUUGGGCAGAGGAGCAGCCAAGAACCUUGUAUAA